AUGAAAUAUAUGAGUCAGUAUAAAAUCUUACAAGUGCGAUACUGGUAUUCUAAACACAACUUCCAAAGGUCGCCCAUUCUUCUUGAGUUUCCUACCUUCUUGAGGUACGUCUCAGUCUAUUAUCUCGCUUUCUCCGCAGUAUCGAUAAAUAAGCGUAAUAUCAUCAUUAGGAAGACACUGCCCAUCUUGAAUAGGAUUUUAGCUACUAAAUAUGUUGAUGGUCUUUAUGAAAAACUAUUAACUAGGAAUAUUAUGCUACCCAUAUGGAAAGAAGACGCUAGGGGAAUAGAAAGACCAUCAAAUAAACGAAGUCAACACCAGGUCUUCCGAAGCAUUAACAAUUACCUAUUUAAUAUGUACUCAGUCCGGGUGGAUAUCUCACUACAUUGA
Messenger RNA from Glycine soja, 390 nucleotides. The record is from the annotation of a RefSeq genome assembly. NCBI's taxonomy places the organism in Eukaryota, Viridiplantae, Streptophyta, Magnoliopsida, Fabales, Fabaceae.